Pieris brassicae (large cabbage white) is the source of this 1606-nucleotide messenger RNA. Its product is annotated as zinc finger protein 62 homolog. Gene Ontology annotation, molecular function: DNA-binding transcription factor activity, RNA polymerase II-specific; zinc ion binding; RNA polymerase II transcription regulatory region sequence-specific DNA binding. NCBI's taxonomy places the organism in Eukaryota, Metazoa, Arthropoda, Insecta, Lepidoptera, Pieridae. The record is from RefSeq and is a predicted model, not a curated record. Gene Ontology annotation, cellular component: nucleus. The transcript has 6 exons. Gene Ontology annotation, biological process: regulation of transcription by RNA polymerase II. Bases 256 to 1365 code for a protein of 369 amino acids.
AAAUAAUCGGAACAUUUGUAAAUAGAAAAUAAAAACAUAUAUAUCCAAUUAAAUUAUGAUAAUUAUAGAUCAAUUGUAUAUAGCAAUAUAGAUUUUUUUAUAUCGCUAAGCGUUCAAAAUAUUUUUUUAAAGUGCUUCAAACACAUAUAUAAAGAUAUAUAUUUUUCUGGAAAUAUGCUGUUUUCCUGUGAUAAGUGUCAACAAAUAAACAAAAGUAUAUUUUUUCCUUAACAUUUUAUCCAAUGUUUUUUUAAUAUGUUGCCGUAUCUUCUGCUUAUGAACCGUUUAAAAAGCAAUCGGCGAGAGGAUUUACAAGUAGGUAAUCCAGAAUGCUGCAGGACCUGUCUAGGAUCUGAAAAUCUCACUGAUAUUUUCACAUCUAAAAACAUAAUGAUAAAACGUAUGCAACAACUAAAGCUGACUACUGGAUUACGGGUAAAAUAUAAUGAUGGAUUAUCACAGAAAAUAUGUUCACAAUGCUUAGAUAUGAUGGAGAUUGCAUUAAAAUUUAGACAGAUAAGCUUAGAAGCACAGGAGGCAUUGCUUGAUAUGAAAAAAUAUAAAGAUUCUGAGGAAAAUAGAUUUACAAUAAAAAUUGAAAGAGAUAAUGAUUUUCAGGAAGUAGAAAUCGAGUUUCCUAAAAAGAGCAUGCAUAGACAAACAUCAAAAAUAUCUCAGAAUAAAAAUCUAAGGUUGAAAAUGGUAAAAGUGAAAAAGAAGGUUAGAAAAAAGAGAAAGUCUAUGCAAAUACCGAAUGCAGAUUCAUACACAUGUCCGGUCUGUCAAAUGGUCUUUACAAUUAAAUCGUCAUUUGCACAGCAUGUGAGAUAUCACUAUAACCCAUAUGUUUGUGAGUUAUGCGGGAAGCGAUGUAGGUCCAUUUCGACACUGGAAGCUCACAAGCGAGCGAAACACGGCCUUGAAAAGAUUUACAAAUGUGAUCAAUGUGAGAAAGAAUUUGCCUAUCGAGAAGCUUAUCAGAUUCAUGUCCGAACGCAUACGGGCGAAAAGCCGUACAUAUGCGACAUAUGUGGGGCUGGAUUCCACAGACGCGGCACUUUUGUUCAGCAUUUGGGAGUGCAUAAUCCAGCAAACACUGUACAAUGUGAUCUGUGCCCGACGCGAGUUAAAUCUCUGCAAUUUCUAUAUUCACACAAGAACAGAGUUCAUUCGGGUAAACGAUAUCGCUAUAUUUGUCCCAUUUGUGAUAGACGAUUCGAUUUACCGACGAAAGUUAAGAAACAUGCAUUAGAAGAGCAUCAAGUUGGUGAAAAGGAUUUAGGAACGAUAGUUAGGAUUAAUACAUUCCUUCAAAAUACGUCACAAAAGCGUUCGUCGGAUUCGGGAACGAAUGAUUUAGAGUGAGAUUCAGAAGAGCGCGAAUGACACACGUAUGUCAUGUAACGUUCAUAUUUGCGUUCAGAAACGGUUGAAGUCAAACUUGGGCAUAGACUACGGCAAGUGAUGGAAAUCGGCAAUUUGAGACGAUGCGAAACUGGCGCCAACAAUCGGAUGGAUAAAAAUACAGAUAAUAAUGAAGUAACGUUUUACAUAUAACACAGAUAAAAUUUUAACACUACGAUUAAUAAAUAGAUUAAAAUUUCAA